Messenger RNA from Lolium perenne, 589 nucleotides. The record is from RefSeq and is a predicted model, not a curated record. NCBI's taxonomy places the organism in Eukaryota, Viridiplantae, Streptophyta, Magnoliopsida, Poales, Poaceae.
GCACUCCAGCUUACACGUGUGUUUCCACCGCGUCGAUCUGUCCAUUGUCUGCUCCCGCAGGUUUAUACGCCCAAAUCGGUCUCCUUUCUUCAUUCACUUCCUCUUCCCAGAGUAGUGACCAGACAUGGACUGUACCGCUCUGAAGGAUCUUUCUUCAGACUCUUUCCGAGCAAAGAUCAAGGUUCGAUUUGCUAGAGUUUGGGAAUUUAGAAGCCCAGAUAAGACAGCUCUGUAUACGGUUGAUUUCGUCGUUGUUGAUGAGGAGAAAUCCACAAUGAAAGGUUGGAUCCCAGGAAAGAGGUGGGACCAGUUUAAAGAUGUAAUAAAAGAAGGAUCUGUGUAUACUGUUGAAAAGUUUGAUUUGGCUAAACCAAAGAAGAACUACCGUUCAGUGGAUAAUCCUAUAAGGAUCUGUUUCACUUGGAGGACAAAAGUGGCAGAGAUCGUGCCAGCACCUCAAAACUUUCCUAUGUUUGCUUACACUGCUCUUCCCUUGAACAUGUUAUCAGAUCGAGUUGACAACAUUAUUACUUUAUCUGAUGUGGUUGGGCUGGUGAACAAAGUGACGCCCUGAUACGUCUCCAACGUA